AUGCGUGGAAAAAUUCAGAAAAUGCAAAAAGAGACAAAGAUGAAAUUUCUAGAUAAAAUACCAUCUUUCUUAGAUAAACAUAAAUAUUUAAUUCUUGUUGAAAAUACUGACCUUGGUUCUGCAUUACUUAAUAAGAUGAGAGAAGAACUUGAAAAUUCUGAUAUUAUGUUUGUUAAAAAGAAAAUGCUUAGUAAAAAAUAUAAUAUUGUAAAUGCUAAAAAUUUUUUUCUUGUUUUUACAGAUUUAGAAGGAAUUGAAAAAUUAAAAAAAUAUCAGUAUGAGACAUUUUUAGAAGUAAAUGAUGUUUCACCAGAAAAUGUUAUUAUUUGCAAGGGAGAAGUUAAAAAUAAAGAAUUGGCAGAGCUUAUACCUACUAUCAAUGAGAAAAACAUUUCUAUUCUUGAAGAUGACUAUGUUGUUUGUAGAAAGAAUGAAGCACUUACAGAUGUGCAAGUUAGAAUUUUAAAAUGCUUAAAGAAAAAGCUUAAGAAGGAAUUUAUUAAGAUAUUACACGUUUAUGAGACAAUUGAAAUAAAAGAAAAUAAAUAA
Molecule: messenger RNA, 549 nt
Organism: Vairimorpha ceranae
Lineage: Eukaryota; Fungi; Microsporidia; Nosematidae
Product: ribosomal protein l10-like protein
Exons: 1
Coding region: 1-549 (182 amino acids)
Source: RefSeq, a predicted model, not a curated record